Messenger RNA from Microthlaspi erraticum, 531 nucleotides. The record is from the annotation of a GenBank genome assembly. NCBI's taxonomy places the organism in Eukaryota, Viridiplantae, Streptophyta, Magnoliopsida, Brassicales, Brassicaceae.
AUGGGGAGUCGAUUGGGAGGACGAGUGGUUCAUUUCGCGAAUCUUCCGAUCAAGCUUCUGAUGCCGACGAAGCUGACGAACAUCCACGAAUUCGCGCUGAAAACGAUCCCUUCCGCGACGAAGAUUGAGAUCAAGCGAGUCCUGGAGACUCUCUACGGAUUCGAGAUCGAGAAGGUGAACACGCUUAACAUGGACGGGAAGAAGAAGAAGCGUGGAGGGUUGUUGAUAGCGAAGGCGGACUACAAGAAGGCUUACGUCACGCUCAAAAACCCAUUGUCGAUUUCCAGGGAUUUGUUCCCGGUGAAGUUUAUCGAGGAGGAUAGGAAGAGUAAAGUGAAAGGAUCUAGCUUUGUGGAGGAAGAGGAUGAUAAGAAGAGUCACUGGCUUGAUCAGAAGGAGAAGAGGGAAGUCGGCGGUUAUAGAAAUGGGAAAAGUCGUCGUGGCGGUGAUAGGUCGACUUCGCCGGCGAGAGCUGCGGCUACGGCGGGAGCGAAGUUUCCUUGGAGCAACAUGAGAUUUGGUGGAAAGUAA